AUGCAAUUCAAAAUCCGAAGAUUCACUGCCCAGAGGACCCUGGAGGCAGACGGGAAGAUAUUAUUUUCCCACCACCUUAGAACCCAAGCAGUAAUUAAUGUGGGUCGAGCUCCAACAAAUCAUGCUCUUAGCCAAACAAACGAAGCUGGAAUUAAGCGUAUAAUCCAUCAAAUACAAUCCUUCAACAAACUCUUAUCUGCUAACCAUGACCUGCAAGAAAAAAUCAAGCAAACCAGUGUCGAAGGACUGGAGCAGCUGGAGCGCAAAUUCCACUACAAAUGGCAGCAGUUGCAGGAAAUUGUCAAACGAAGAAUCGACGAUGUUGCGGAUCAGGAAGCGCAAGCUAUAAAAGUGAUGCGACUCAUACGUCGUCAUCAUUUGGAAGUAACAAUGGCGCAGCUCUCCUCGCAUUACCAUAAAGUGCAGCAGAAACGUCUAGCCGAUAUGGAGAUUUUCAAGAUGGAUUUGAAAGCCAAGUUUGCCGAGGAACUACAUCAGAAGGCCUUAGAAGUCGAAGAAUAUCGAUUGUAUUAUCGCAUAAUGGAAAAGCAAGUGGAAAAACGUAAAGCAGACAUUGCUGCUGCCGAAGUAGCCUCCGCCAGAGCGAAAACCGACGCGAUGGAUCUCAUAUCAAAAAAACUAAUGGAAUCUUUCGCCCAACAGGUUGACAUAAGCACUGUUGCAAAGGUCAUCAAUCUGGAAGUGAUUAAACAAACCCUCGCUGACAUAAUCAACGAAAGAGAUGGUUUGCAAACGUCUGUCGAACAUUUACAACAAGAGACGGAAAAGCAGGAAGUCUCCCUGCGGUUACUGGAAUACCAUAUUGACCGCACAAUGCAGGAUAUCAUGAGCGCCAAUGAUACAUUUAAGACUUAUGAGUCCCAGCUGCGUCACAGUAUUCACGGAGUGACUUCCGAGCGGGAUAAAGUUCAUGAUGCGAAAAUGCAUUCGUUGGCUCAGCUGAACGAUAAAGCUAAUGUGGUACCGACAAAGGUCAUCCUACAGGAAGAGCUAAGUCAACUCAAACAAGAAUGCGAAGAUCUGCUUGAAACAGGAAAAGUGUUGCGCGCGCGGGGACGGUUUCGUGCUGCCCAGUGGAUGAAAAAGUUAUCAGUUUUGGAGAACGCAACCAAGGAACUGAGAAAAGAGAUGUUCAGGAGAACGUACAGCCAAAAAAUUGCCAGGAAAGCUACCGGCAUGCAGGCCAAAAAUCCGGUUAUACUGAAGGGGCCCAUUUCCAAGGAUGCUGCAGAAGAAUAUAUUGAGAAUAUGGGUGCUAAAAUUUUGCUACCUAAAGCUAAGCCGGGAAAGGUUUUCGGCACUCCAGAAAAAGCAAAACUACGGUUGAUGGACAAACAAAGAGAGAUCAAAUUUGUCAGUGGUGCGGAGAGCUUGGAAGAAGUUUUGCGCAAAGGCGAAACCAAAAAAGAUGGAAAAGAUCUUGUUGCACUGUUCUCCCAAGAGUCGGAUAUUGAUAAGCUCGUCAAAGAAAUCGAACAUUUAGAGAUGCAUGGAGAGUCCCACCGGCAGAGCGCAAUGGAAGAUGCCGAUGUUUCCGACGAUGCGGAAGGGGCGCGGCGUGUGACGCUGGUCAACCCAUUUCUGCCCACAACAGAACUGACCGAAAGCCUGGUUAUGCUGGCAGCGAUCGAAAAAGAUUUUGAAAACAAAAAACGCGAUAAGCGCUCCUCAAAGCGGUUGUCGAAAAAAUUUACAGCUGUUCAGCCGUUUUCGGGAUUGCGCAAUACACCUAAUGAGCCAAAAAAGCGUAAACAUCCGACAAAGCCAAAUAAACGGAAAUGAUUGCUACAAUAUAAACAAGCUUCCGUUUGCCAUCUUAGACUGGCAGUGUGUGCUAGCUAGUGAUUUUGUUUAACCGUGACUGAAUUACUGAUUUAACUGCUUUACGUACUGUAGAUAUUUUUGCAAAUGAUCCAAAAAGGUCGUUGAUAUAUUACAUUACAAUUUACAAAUCAUCCCGCAGAGCUUCAUU
Paramacrobiotus metropolitanus is the source of this 1993-nucleotide messenger RNA. RefSeq lists its product as uncharacterized. The record is from RefSeq and is a predicted model, not a curated record. Lineage: Eukaryota; Metazoa; Tardigrada; Eutardigrada; Parachela; Macrobiotidae. The coding region runs from base 1 to 1803 and encodes 600 amino acids. The transcript has 5 exons.